Molecule: messenger RNA, 1008 nt
Organism: Dendrobium catenatum
Lineage: Eukaryota; Viridiplantae; Streptophyta; Magnoliopsida; Asparagales; Orchidaceae
Product: gibberellin 2-beta-dioxygenase 6-like
Exons: 3
Coding region: 1-1008 (335 amino acids)
Molecular function (GO): dioxygenase activity
Source: RefSeq, a predicted model, not a curated record
AUGCCAACAAGAUACUCAGAAUCUGAUCCACCAUUUACGGAAUGCUUCAGUGAAAUAUUUUCUGAAUCUAGAAAAAUUCGCAAUCAUGAAGAUGAAGGUUUGGGAGAGUCUGAGCCACCGUUGAUAGACUUGGAGAAUUUAAGAGGAAAGAAUGAGAAGGAAAGACAAGCCUGCAUUGAAUCUAUCACCAAGGCAUCCUUGCAAUGGGGUUUCUUCCAAGUUGUCAACCAUGGAAUCAGUCAUGAGCUUUUAGCACAAAUGAGAAGAGAGCAAAAAAAGAUAUUUGAGAUACCCUUCGAAAAGAAGGUAAAUUCCAGGUUUCUGAAUGACUGCUAUCGUUGGGGCACUCCAACAGCCACUUCUCUUGAACAGUUCUCGUGGUCAGAAGCCUUUCAGUUUCCAAUUGGAAAUAUUUCGGGAGAGGAUUGCUUCUCUCGAGAGUUCAGCUCUCUAAGAGAAGUGAUGGAGAAACUUGCCAAUGCAAUGUCGGAGCUGGCAGGGAUUCUAGCCAAAAUUCUGGCAGAAAAUUUGGGCUACAGAGGACAUAGUUUUCCAGAAAAUUCAAGCAAAAAUACAUGCUUUCUUCGCUUAAAUCAUUAUCCUAAAUGUACUUUCUCGCCCAAAACAUUUGGUUUGACUCCUCACACUGACAGCGACUUCCUCACUAUACUUCAUCAAGAUGAAGUGGGAGGGCUCCACAUGAUGAAGGACUUCAAAUGGGUUGCUGUGAAACCAAAUCCAAACGCUCUCAUAGUCAACAUCGGAGACCUAUUUCAGGGAUGGAGCAAUGACAUUUACAAGAGUGUAAUACACAAGGUUGUGGCGAAUGAGAAGGUUGAUAGGUAUUCCAUAGCCUAUUUCUUGUGCCCAUCAUAUGAGUCCAUAAUAGGGAGCUGCAAAGAGCCCUCCCUCUAUAAGAAUUUUACUUUUGGGGAGUACAGGAAUCAGGUCCAAAUUGAUGUCAAGGAAAAUGGGCAGAAAGUGGGACUCUCCAGAUUUCUACGAUAG